AGCCGUCAGUACGAAACAACACCUCUGACAGAGAAACUCGACUCUCCGAUCUGCUCACACCAGCCUGCGAUAUGCACCUCCUGCACUUUACAUACGUUUAGAUUUACACGCGAGAUAAUAUCGAGAAAUAAAAUUAUCGAGGAAUACUGGACAUAAACUGGACAUUAAACUCCCAUACGCGGCCAUUCCACAAAGAUAUUUUACAACUGCAACACUGAGGAACAAUGUUCUGUUUGUCGAUCGGUGGCAUUGAUGAAUCAACCAGCUGGUGAACUGAUUGGCGAUAAGUCUAUUAGCUUACGAAUCGAACACUACGCGUUCGGGAUAAUUGUGUAAUUACAGUGCGAUUAAUCGCGAUGAACCUCUAUGACGUGAUAAUAAUUUGCUCUGCAAAUUUGCAAAUGAGAUACGUAUUCUGUGAUUGUGAGUUGAUAUUAGCUGCCGUGCCUGGUUAGUGUGUUUAUUCUCUGUCAACAAUUUCACAUACAAUCUGAACUCGGUGCAACAGGUCAGUCAAGUAGUCACCAGGAUCACGAUUUGACGUGAUCUUCGUAAUUAAUUAAAUGCAGGCAUAUAAAAUUCAACGAGAAAUCUACCAAUAUCGCAAACAGCAUUUAAAACAGUGAAAAUGACGUAAGAUCAAAUGUGCAGUGCGGAAAGAAAAGUGUGAACCGUCCCACCAGAAGCUGCAGCGAAAUGCGUCGACAGUGAGAGACCGCAAGAGCGAAAAUCCGUCAAGAUGCAACCACUCGUUCUUCCCUUUUUGCUGCUAUCUUUAACGUGUGGCGUGAGAUUUGGCAGCGGUCAUCUGAUAGAUGGAAUUUUCACGGAGCCGACUUUGGAACCGGGUUAUAAUCUGGUGGCGGUGGUCCCACGUGGCGCCUUGGCACUGAACGUGACCGAACUCCGUCGCACGCAGAACUAUCUUGCGAUUAGAUUGCAAGAUGGUAGCUACUUGCUUAAUGGGAAUAAUUUUAUCAACUGGUCUGGCGAGUACAAAGGGGCCGGAACAACAUUUGUUUAUCGUCGUCAGAGUCCUCAGAAUUUAGAAAGCUUUUCUGCCGCGGGUCCGUUACAGGAAUCUAUAGAUGUCAUGGUCUUGUAUCAGGAACCAAACCCUGGUAUUGUUUACCGAUAUCGCAUUCCCGGAAAUACAAAUUUACCGAGAAGUAAUCAUUUCCCGCAUAAUUCAGUUACCAAUAAAGGCGUUGAGCAUAGCUUACAAAAUAGAAGAUUCGAAAAUGGGCCAGCAGUGAGUGACGUAACAUCUCCACCGUAUUCGCCACGACGUUACAGGAAAAGAAAAUUUAUCUGGAAAGCGAUUGGUCAUAGUGAGUGCAGUAAAUCAUGCGGCGGAGGUGUACAGGUACUCAGACACGUGUGUAUCAAAGAGCACACGCAGCAGCCAGUACCGGAGAAGAGAUGUCAUGGGUUAGAGAAACUGCACGAAAUUCGUCUCAGAUGCAACACCAUGCCAUGUCCACCCAAGUGGCGCGGCGGACCAUGGAGUGACUGUUCUACUUCCUGCGGCGUCGGGAUCCGCACACGGGAACUUGAGUGCGUGCAGGAAGUAAAACCGUCGUUGACAAUGAGAGUCGCCGACGGUGCUUGCACCGAACCAAGAAAUUUGCCAACGAGCGAAGUGUGCGAGAUGCCAGCGUGCGAGGAGAUCAGACAAACGUCGACGCAAACUCCCUCUCAAUCAUUGGCUCCCCGAUGGACCGUGGGCGUUUGGUCGCAGUGUUCCACAUCCUGCGGCGUGGGGAAAAGAACGAGAGUCGUAACUUGCGUUACUGAAGGUGCUCCGUGCGAUCUCUCAGAAAAACCUGAGGUACAUGAAACGUGCGACUCAGGACCAUGCCUAGCGAAAUCAACGCCGCUGAACGUUGUUUCUGCGAAGCUACAGAACUCGCAGUGGUUAUUCACUGAGUGGUCUGACCAGUGCUCGGCAGAAUGUGGAACUGGAGUUCAAACUAGAAGAGUUCUUUGCGAAAUGAAUGCUGACGAGGAACAUUGUGACGAAUCGAGUCGACCUGAAACUUCUAGAGAUUGUUCGAGCAAUAGAACUUGCAGCGGUCAAUGGUUCACAGGGCCCUGGACGGAGUGUUCUUCAAACUGCGAUGUGGGUGAGCAAGUUAGAGAUGUUGUAUGUGUUACAACUCUUCGAGGCUCUUUACGUGUCGUCUUGGACAUGAAUUGUCCUGCGAACAAACCUGAAAGUAGAAAAUCAUGUAGAGAGCGUCCUUGCACCUCUACUUGGUUUUUAUCAGACUGGACGCCGUGUUCGCGAUCUUGUGGCAAAGGUGUACAGAAACGCGAAGUCCGAUGCCUGAAUCCGGAUGGCCAACUACCUGAAUUACACCAGCUUCACUGCCGAGAGGAGGAUCGAGCAGUAUCUCGAAGGACAUGCAACGAUUUCCCUUGCAGAGACGACCUACGAGCGCCUGAAACUUCUCAUAGAGUCGUUCAAAUCCAGGACGAUCCCGAAAUAACAAAUGGUGUUGAAGACAAUCCGCUUUGCAAAGACAAAAUGGCUAACUGUAAUUUAGUCACACAAGCUCGGCUCUGUUCUUACCAAUUUUAUCAAGAGUCUUGCUGUUUGUCGUGUUCUCGGGGCAAGCAGGAUUUUGAGUAGAAAUCCCCUCGACACUCAUGCUCAUUACGAUUUUUUAAUGCAAAAAAAAACUGCCUUUAGUAGUAUUUUUUAUUAGUAUAUAUAUCGCCAAUUAAAACUCCUUUUUCGUCGCCUGUACAAAUAAUUUUUAAUAAUUGAUAGAUAGUAAAACUUUUGUACGUUUUAUAUGUAUAGAAGUAUAGACAUGCAUGCUGCGGAGCAAUUUAAUACGAAACACGACUUUAAUAUGUUCGAGAUAUUUGAUAAUGAAACAAAAGAGACUGAUCAUGUGUAUUUGCCAAUUCGUUGUAGUAAUGCAGCAUUUAAAUCCGCACUGUUCUUGAGUAACCAUAAAUAUAUAUAUAUUGAGCAUUAAUAAAUAUCACGCUUUUUCUCUUCAUUGUUCCUUCUUAUCUUCUAUUUCUCUGCUUCCCGUUUAUUUCAACGCUCUAACUUCAGCACAAGGAAUUUUACGUAAAAACAUAUUAUUUAUUAUUAUCAACAAUAAACAGGAGAGUAUACUAUUUACAUUGCCUCUAAAGUAAAAACCUACUGUGUGUAUAUUCCCUAUUAAUAGAAUAAAUUAUACAUGUAUAUACAAAUAAAAAAAUAUUUGAAACUAGACGAGAAGUUGUAUCGUGGAAACAAGAUAGUUUCCAGAUAUUGAAU
Vollenhovia emeryi is the source of this 3283-nucleotide messenger RNA. Its product is annotated as thrombospondin type-1 domain-containing protein 4-like. The coding region runs from base 740 to 2635 and encodes 631 amino acids. Lineage: Eukaryota; Metazoa; Arthropoda; Insecta; Hymenoptera; Formicidae. Gene Ontology annotation, biological process: extracellular matrix organization. Gene Ontology annotation, molecular function: metalloendopeptidase activity. The record is from RefSeq and is a predicted model, not a curated record. The transcript has 14 exons. Gene Ontology annotation, cellular component: extracellular matrix.